GGGGCUGAUGUUAUGACACAUGAAAGUCACCGGUAAAACAAAAACAGAGGGCGCAUUUUUAUUUUUCGAGAGAGCUAAAGAACAGAAACAUGUGUUACACUUAAACAUGCUUACAGUAUAGUAUAUAUUAUACGGUUAAUCAGUGUUUGCUGAAACGAUACUUUGUUACGGUGUUACAAAAUGGCACGAAGCGUCGGUCGAAUAUGUAAGGGCUUUCAAAGCCUCGGCUCACUCUCAUCUAUACAGGCUCAACUCAGCCACCCGUUUACCAGCGUUUCAGUCAGGACUUCCUCAUGUACGGACCGUUAUGCAGACGCUGCCAUCGUUCCUUUCUUUCAAGCCCCGGGACUUCAGCCUGCCUAACUCCUCAUGGGGCUCAGAAAUGAUGCGGAUGUACGAUCAUUAUAACAGCCAGUGUGAGGUGGAGACGGAGGGAGGAGAGAAACAAGAAGGGAAGUGGCGAAGACUGCCAAGCUACAAUCGCCUCCUCAAGUAUGCUACAGGUGGACUGUAUCUUAGUAAGAUGAUCCAAUCAAACGCUCGUCUUUUUACCCGGCACAUCAGAGACCCGGGAGCAGCAUUUGAGUAUGUUCUGUUUGUUAACAGUGAGGAGCAGAAGUGUGUGUGCAUUUUCCAAGCCGGACACCUACUGGAGGGGCCGCCAGGACAUGUCCAUGGGGGGGCAAUAGCCACUAUGAUUGAUACUGUGACAGGGACUCAUGCUACUGUCCUUUCUGGACCUGUUAUGACUGCCAACCUUAACAUCAACUACCGCAGCCCCAUCCCACUGGGAAGCACAGUGUUGCUUGAAUCCUCUCUAGAUAAGAAGGAAGGCAGAAAAACAUUCAUUAGAUGUAGAGUGACCAGCACCGAUGGCUCUAAACUGCACUCAGAAACAUCAGCACUGUUCCUGUCAAUCACUGUCAGCCACCUACUCCUGGGAGUGUGACACAUACACACCAGCAUACCGCCAACACUGAAGCCACAACGUGUGUGUGUGUGCGAGUGUGUGUGUCAUUGAUUUGGACUAUUUUUUAGUGUAUACUUAUUUGCCAGGUGAUUUAAGAGAUGGCUUCUCUAAAUAUGACAUUGUUGACUUUUUAUCAUAUCUUAAUAUUUAUACAUCUGUACUGGCCAAAAUGUUAUUACAAACAAACUGUACAGUUUUAUGAAAUAUCUCUACUUGACUAUAGCUGCUUCCUGUUACUAACACAUCAACAGUACAAACAAACAUUAUUUAUAAUGUUAGGGAUUAUUUAUCGUAACUUUUACACUAUUGAUGGUUUGAUAAUUGCUGAAAAUGUACUGAUAAUGAAUAUUUUGUUUGUAUUUGUUCCAAUAAAGCCUUAUCUAUUGGUAUUUGAUCAAUUAAGAAA
This is a messenger RNA of Cottoperca gobio, 1376 nucleotides long. It is a transcript of the gene them4, whose product is annotated as thioesterase superfamily member 4. NCBI's taxonomy places the organism in Eukaryota, Metazoa, Chordata, Actinopteri, Perciformes, Bovichtidae. The transcript is spliced from 6 exons. The record is from RefSeq and is a predicted model, not a curated record. The coding region runs from base 308 to 949 and encodes 213 amino acids.